AUGGAUGAAAAAUUAAAUCAUGAUGAUACUUUGAAAGAGCAAACAAAAGUCAUAACUACGGAUCUUUCAGGUCUUCAAGGUUUCAUCCAAAAUCCAUAUCUUUUUGGUAUUGCAAUAUUUUCUUCCCUUGGCGGAUUAUUGUUUGGUUAUGAUCAGGGUGUAAUUUCCGGUAUUCAAGAUAUGGAGAACUUUAAAAAAAGAUUUCCUGUAAAUCCAGUGGAAAAUGGAUUGAUCGUGUCUAUUUUAGAAUUUGGUGCCUGGCUAGGAACAUUGAUCAUUCCAUAUAUGGCUGAUAAGAUCUCUCGUAAAUAUUCAAUUGCUAUGGCUACCUGUGUAUUUCUAAUAGGGAGUGCUUUGCAAUCUGGAGCACAAAAAUUGAUACAUCUUAUGAUUGGAAGAUUUGUAGCUGGUCUUGGUGUUGGAUCUCUUAGUACUCUUGGUCCAUUAUAUCAAUCAGAGUUAUCGUCUCCUCAAUUACGUGGCAGUGUUGUCUCACUUUAUCAACUUUCUAUUACUUUGGGUGUAGCCAUUUCUUUUUGGAUUGACUAUGGAACAUCUUUUACACUUGAUCAAUGGUCAUGGCGUCUUCCUUUACUUUUACAGAUGGUAUUUGGUCUAAUUCUACUUGUGGGCGUUUUCUUUCUUCCUUUUAGUCCUCGUUGGUUAAUGAAAGUUGGAAGAGAACAAGAAGCUUUACAUAUAUUGGCAAGGUUACGACAACGCGAUGUAAUUGAUCCUAUGGUUGAGGCAGAAUGGAAAGAUAUCAAGGUUAUUGUUAUGUUUGACCGAUAUUUGGAUGAACAAAGAGAUAAUCAAUUGAAAUAUGAUAUUACUAGUGAUGGCGUUAUAAAUAGAUGGCAACUUUGGAUCAAGAGGAAAUGGAUCAGUAAUACUCAAGUCCUAAGACAAGGCAUGUGGAAACGUGUGUUGAUUGGUAGUACCUUGUUAUUUUUUCAACAACUCACAGGGGUAAAUGCUAUUGUUUAUUAUGCUCCUUUUAUCAUCAACUCAGUGGGUCUUACAGGGAAUUCAGUCAAGUUAUUGGCAACUGGUGUCAUUGGUGUCAUUAUGGUUUGCUGUUGUAUUCCGACCGUCUUGUAUUUGGACAAAGUGGGCAGAAGAAUCUUAUUGCUGGUGGGUUCUGUUGGUAUGGCUAUAUGUAUGCUCACUGUAGGCAGUCUCACUGUUGCUUUUCAGCAUGAUUGGGUUCAUCAUUCAAACGAAGCUUGGCUUGCCGUCAUCAUGAUUUAUAUCUUUAUGGGUUUUUUUGCCUUUUCAUGGGGUCCGGUACCUUGGGUGGUAUCAAGCGAAUUGUUUCCUUUACGUGUCCGUGCUAAGGCAAUGGGGAUUACUAGUUCAAGUCAUUGGAUGAACAAUUUUAUAGUUGGAUUUAUUACUCCUCCUUUAUUAGCUGCAAGUGUACCAUCAACUUAUUAUAUGUUCAGUGCCUUUUGUAUUUUAUCCAUUGCCUUUGUAUGGUUUCUGAUACCAGAAACAAAAGGGAAAUCUUUGGAAGAAAUGGAUAUCAUAUAUGGUGGACAAACAGCUACAGAAGAUGCAAUCGCGAUGGAACGAAUUAGGCAUGAAGUGGAUAUGAUGGUAGUGACAAAGACACAUACUGUAGCAUAAUUUUUUUUUUAGUGAUAUUAAUAAACCGUAUGACACAAAAAAAUGUUUUCAUCUUCCUCUUUAGAAAAAUAAUGUUUAAAUAAUGAUUUGUAAUGUGAAUAUAUGACUUGAAAUUAAAUAGACCUUGG
Molecule: messenger RNA, 1757 nt
Organism: Halteromyces radiatus
Lineage: Eukaryota; Fungi; Mucoromycota; Mucoromycetes; Mucorales; Cunninghamellaceae
Product: general substrate transporter
Exons: 8
Coding region: 1-1629 (542 amino acids)
Biological process (GO): carbohydrate transport; transmembrane transport
Cellular component (GO): membrane
Molecular function (GO): carbohydrate:proton symporter activity
Source: RefSeq, a predicted model, not a curated record